AACGCUCAGUUGCACACCUACUACAGUCGCUGACAGUUGAGCGCAACUUCAAUAAAUCUAAACAGUUUCAAGUACAAAAUACAAAAUCGUCAGCAGUUUAAGGGCAAACACAGUGCGGUGUUAGAAAAAAAGUGAUUGUAGUUUUAUUUAUUAUUCAACCAUGUCGAAUAUACGUGCCUUAACACCGGAGCUGGCCAAACGGGCGCAGGAGGAGCUAGGCGAAGUGCCCGAACGCAUUGAUGCCGAUAUACAACAACUACGCGAUUGGAUACUGAAGCAACCACAUCUCACAGCACGCGCAGAUGAUCAGUUCUUGGUUGCUUUCCUGCGCGGUUGCAAAUACAGCGUGGAGAAGGCGAAACAUAAGCUGGACAAUUACUAUGCAAUGCGUGGUGCUGUGCCGGAAUUGUAUAAAAAUCGUUUUGUUAAUGAUGCCGCUAUAGACAUACUACAUUCUGGCGUUUACCUACCGCUACCAACACCCAUAGCACCGGAUGGCCCACGUAUUCACAUCUCACGCUAUGGCGUUUUCGAUAGUAGUAAAUAUUCCAUGAGCGAUAUUAUCAAGGUGCGCACAAUGCUUGGCGAUAUACAAUUCCGUGAAGAUGAUAAUGCCAUGGUUAUGGGCUUUUUGGAGGUGAUAGACUUUAAAGGUGUCGGCCCGGGACAUAUUUUCCACUUUAAUGCGGUUUUGGUGAAAAAAAUUGCCGUUUUGGGUGACAAAGCAUGGCCUUAUCGCCCCAAAGGUUUUCAUUUUGUCAACGUCAAUUCGAGUUGUGAGAAAAUUAUGAGUCUCGCGAAGGGAAUGAUGAGUGAUAAGAUUAAGAAGCGCUUCCACAUACAUUCGAAUUUCGAGUCUCUCUACGAGCAUAUACCGAAGGAAUGCCUACCAGCUGAAUAUGGCGGCUGCAAUGGCACACUGGCGGACGGCAUCAAAGAGUGGGAAACUAAAUUACUUAAUUAUAAGCAAUAUUUUGAAGAAGAUGCCAAAUAUGGUACAAAUGAAAAAUUGCGACGUGGUCGUCCUGUUAACUCCGAAUCGCUUUUCGGCAUCGACGGCUCAUUUAGAAAAUUAGAUAUUGAUUAGUGUAUUUGUUUGUUGUUUCUAUUAUUUUUAAAAUGAGAUUUUUACUUGUCCUUUUUGUAUAUAUUUGUUAUACAAUUAAGAUAAUUCAAGAAGUUUGUGAAAUUCACAAUAUUUGCUAUAAAGUGUGUAUGAAAUGUACAAAAUAUAAAAAUAUUGAAAUAAAUGUGUAAAUUUUUAGAACAAUUGA
This is a messenger RNA of Zeugodacus cucurbitae (melon fly), 1274 nucleotides long. RefSeq names its product alpha-tocopherol transfer protein-like. The record is from RefSeq and is a predicted model, not a curated record. Gene Ontology annotation, molecular function: phosphatidylinositol bisphosphate binding. Bases 161 to 1087 code for a protein of 308 amino acids. The transcript is spliced from 4 exons. NCBI's taxonomy places the organism in Eukaryota, Metazoa, Arthropoda, Insecta, Diptera, Tephritidae. Gene Ontology annotation, cellular component: membrane.